AACAAGACUUAACCUAGGGUUAGGGGUAGAGCGCCUGGUACAGCUUGUGAUCUGCAGAACUCUAGAAGCACAAACUAAGAUCACCAACUACACACAACGUACAACAUUUCAUUCACAUCGUACAACUCAUUCAUUACCCAAAACACUUUCACCACCACCACCACCACCACCACCACCGGCGAUCAGUGACCGCUGACAAACAAUAAAAGAUGCUGAGGGAUGAAUCGGCAUGCAACACUUACAACUACGGCGACUCCGAUUACUGGGACGCUCGAUACCUCAACGAGUCCGCUUUCGAUUGGUACCAGCGUUACGAUGCUCUUCGUCCUUUUCUUCGUAAAUAUAUCCCAAUUUCUUCUCGUCUACUUAUGGUUGGUUGCGGUAAUGCAGUUAUAUCAGAGGACAUGGUUAAAGAUGGGUAUGAAAGCAUCAUGAAUGUUGACAUUUCUUGUGUCGCUAUUGAAAUGAUGCGACGUAAAUAUGAGCAUGUUCCUCAGUUGGAAUACGUGCAGAUGGAUGUUCGGGAUAUGGGUUUUUUUCUAGACAAUUCAUUUGAUGGUGUAAUUGAUAAAGGAACUCUUGAUGCGCUGAUGUGUGGAACCAAUGGUCCAACUAGUGCUUCUCAGAUGCUGGGGGAAGUGAGCAGGAUUCUAAAACCUGGAGGGGUCUAUAUGCUGAUUACAUACGGUGAUCCGAAGGCGAGGAUGACUCAUAUAAACCGACCAACUUACAAUUGGAAGAUAGAAUUGUACAUCAUACCUCGGCCUGGUUUCCAAAAGCCAGCAGGUUCAACCUCAUCGCCUAAAUCGUAUCUGUCACCUGUUCCUAUCAACGAGAACGGAAUGCUUCCUGCUGAUUAUGUUUUAGAGGAUCCAGAUUCUCAUUUCAUAUACGUCUGCACAAAAAGGGGCGACAAUUCUGAUCUCAGUGAGUCAUUGACAGUUGAUAUUUGAUCAACAUCAUGAGUCGAUUAACCUUAACAACUUGGUAAUAAGCAGUUUGUGGUGAUGUUUAUUGCUUGUUGUAAAAGUGGUUAGACGUUUUUAUAAUGACAAAUGCUUUAGUCUCUUUGCUAUGGCAUAAAAUGUUAGUUAUUUAGUUAACUUUUUAGUUUUUGAUUUUCUUUUUCAUUUGAUUGUUGAUUUGAGAGAAGAUACAUGAAUAGAUGGUAUCUGUGUGAAAUGUCUAGGCUGCUAUUAUUUCU
Messenger RNA from Helianthus annuus (common sunflower), 1204 nucleotides. Its product is annotated as EEF1A lysine methyltransferase 4. The transcript has 8 exons. The coding region runs from base 210 to 953 and encodes 247 amino acids. Lineage: Eukaryota; Viridiplantae; Streptophyta; Magnoliopsida; Asterales; Asteraceae. The record is from RefSeq and is a predicted model, not a curated record. Gene Ontology annotation, molecular function: S-adenosylmethionine-dependent methyltransferase activity.